Prinia subflava (tawny-flanked prinia) is the source of this 2770-nucleotide messenger RNA. RefSeq names its product TGFB induced factor homeobox 2 (gene TGIF2). Bases 177 to 989 code for a protein of 270 amino acids. The record is from RefSeq and is a predicted model, not a curated record. Gene Ontology annotation, biological process: negative regulation of transcription by RNA polymerase II. The transcript has 3 exons. Lineage: Eukaryota; Metazoa; Chordata; Aves; Passeriformes; Cisticolidae. Gene Ontology annotation, molecular function: RNA polymerase II cis-regulatory region sequence-specific DNA binding; DNA-binding transcription repressor activity, RNA polymerase II-specific.
GGCCGGGGCCGGGGGCGGGGGGCCCGGCUAGUUCCUGCCUCCUCGGGAACAAAGGGAACUCUGUCUCGGCAUCUGUCACCGCCGCCCACCCAAAACUUUCCGCCGCGCCCGGCUGCCCGCCGGCCGCCGCGGGACGGCCCCGCACCGGCCCCGGCACCGAGACCCCGGCGCGGCCCAUGCGAGCGCCCAGGCGGCGGCGGCGGCCCGGGGGCUUCAGCCAGGGGGGUCCCGCGGGCAGCUCCACCAUGUCGGACAGUGACCCGGGGGACGAGGACAGCGCCACAUCCCCGGACCCCUCGCAGUGCAAGAGGAAAAGAAGGGGCAACCUCCCCAAGGAGUCGGUGAAGAUCCUGCGGGACUGGCUGUACGAGCACCGCUUCAACGCCUACCCCUCGGAGCAGGAGAAGCUCAGCCUCUCGGGGCAGACGAGCCUCUCCGUGCUGCAGAUCUGCAACUGGUUCAUCAACGCACGGCGGCGGCUGCUCCCCGACAUGCUGCGCAAGGACGGCAAGGACCCCAACCAGUUCACCAUCUCCCGCCGCGGGGGCAAGGCCGGCGACGUGGCCGUGCCGCGGGGCGCUGCCGCCGGCUCCGGGGUGCUCGUGGUGCCGCCCGCGGGCACCUCCAAGGUGCUGUCCAUGUCGGUGUGCCCGCAGGUACUGUGCCACCCGGCGCGGGCGCUGGCCGUGGUGAGCGCCCGCAGCCCCGAGUGGGAGAAGCCCCCCGGGCCUGAGGCCGUGCCCAGGGCGGGCGCGGGGCCUGGUGGCAGCACCCUGACCCUGCUGGCGCGGGCUGAGGCGGGCAGCCCCACACCCGGACUCUUCAACACGCCGCCCCCGACGCCCCCUGAGCUCUUCGGGGAUGACUUCAGCAGUUUCCAGCUGCUGGUGGAGGUGGCUCUGCAGAAGGCGGCCGAGCUGGAGCGGCAGCGGCAGGGGGGGCAGCUGCCCCUGGCUCCCCACGCCGAAUCCCCCGGAGCCUCCAAAUAACCCCGGGCCGGGUCCCGCAGGGUGCCCGGUACCCCCACAGCCCAUGCCAGGAGUGGCUCCUGCCCCCGGGGCCUCUGUUCUCUCUCGGCAGCCAAGGCGCAGAGGAAGGCCUGUCCCACCGCGCCACCCUCGUGCUGGGAGAUGCCCUGGCUGCCGAGCACGGUGCCCCGGCUGUGCAGGCACCGCCAUGCCCAGCCCUCAGCGCCGGCGGUGCCUCGGCUCUGCCGCAUGGCCGGAGCAGGUGCUGGGUCUGCCAUGGAAAACCUGCUGAUCUCUUCCUCUCCUGCGAACAAGGGUCCAGUCAGCACCAUUUCUUCAGGGAGACGGAGAAAACCUAUUUUUUUAAUGCCAGUGUCUAUUUUAAGGACUGUGGAUGAAGAGCUUUGUCUCCCAAAUCUCUGAUCUUUUCCCCCUCCCACUCUUACCCCCCGGCCCCCCUUUUGUUUUUGGAGGGUUUUCUGUUUCCCGGUGCUGGCCAGGGGCCCUGCCUUGCCCAGGGAAGGGCAAAGGACAGAUGGACUGGAAACAUGGAGUCUGUGGCAUUUUAUCAUGGAAAAAAUAGGACCCUCCUCUUCCUUUUUAGGUUGUUCUGGAUGCUGCCAGUAGAAAUCUCUAUGGUGCUCUUUAGCAAGUUUUAUGUUGAAACAUUUUCCCUUUUAUUGUGAAUUAUGACAUGAGUAUUACUUUUUUUUUUUUCCUAUAAGCAUUUCCACACCUUCCCCACGUUCCCCUGGAGUUCAUGCUGAAUGUGUGCACGCUGUGCCCGGAGCAGUGAGCGCAUGGCCAAGCCUGGGCGGAGCCGAGACUGUGAAUUUUGUACCCGACUUCAUUUCCUUUUAAUUUUUUUUUCCUCGUAAAAGCUUUGGAAAGAGGCGUGGUGCGGGCACGGCCAUGUGCGUCCUGCAAGUGCAGUGCGGGUUCCUGGGGAGCAGCGCCGGGCGGGCGGAGGAUGGAGAUGUCGCUCGCUGUCCCCUCCCCUCGCCGUGUGGCUGUGCAGUGCUGGGGACCUCUAGUGACAAACUGGCGUGUGCCGGGAGCGGCUGGGCCUGCCCGGGUUUGGGGGCAGUCGCUUGCUGUCCCUGGGUGCUGAGCCGGGGCCAGGUGUCCUGUGGGAUGUGAGUUAGUGACCGUGCCUUGUCCCGAGGGGCACUAAUCCCGCCGGUAAUUAGCCAGAUGAGUUGAUGACUACAGGAGGUAAAGCCGCAGGACUGGGAGCUCUGCGGGGCUAGGAGAGAGCAUUGGAUGGAAGGGGGCUGGAAGUGAAGAGCACUGAUUUGGGGCUGGGUGUGUUCCCACCCCCCAUUCCUUCAGAGGGAAGGUGUCCGGGGAGAGAGUGCCAUGGGAAGGCUUCUCCAUAGCAUCACCUUGGCAGGUGCCCUGUGCACUGCUGGGGUGGCACCGGGGUGGGUGGGUACCCAUUGUGUGCCUCUCACCCCCACCUUCAUUUCUAUGUCCAUCCUUCAUUUGCCCUUUGUCUCCUUUCCAGGGAAAGUCCUCAUUUUUGGGACUCCCUCUUUCACCUUGUCACCCCCCUGGAGCUCUGUCCCCUGCCCUGGGGGAGGGAGAGGCUGUUUGGCCUCCUGCUCUUGUCUUGCCCCAGACAAACUGAAGUGGUUUCCAUCCCCCAGAGCUGUGCCUGUACCAGGGGCUGGUGCUGCUGCCCUGGGAUGGACCAGAGAGUUGGGAGGGCAGGAGUUAUUGGAAUUAAAGUUAUGGAGAAAUAACAAAGUACUGUAAAUAUCUUUUUGUUUUUCUAUUGUCAAAUAAAAGGGUUUUUUAGU